This is a messenger RNA of Astyanax mexicanus (Mexican tetra), 5209 nucleotides long. RefSeq names its product transient receptor potential cation channel, subfamily V, member 1 (gene trpv1). Lineage: Eukaryota; Metazoa; Chordata; Actinopteri; Characiformes; Acestrorhamphidae. Bases 208 to 2589 code for a protein of 793 amino acids. The record is from RefSeq and is a predicted model, not a curated record. The transcript has 16 exons. Gene Ontology annotation, cellular component: membrane. Gene Ontology annotation, biological process: calcium ion import across plasma membrane. Gene Ontology annotation, molecular function: calcium channel activity; protein binding.
UUAGAGCUCAUAAUAAGGAGCAGUAUAUGAACAGUGAUCGCUUCCUCUUCCUCCAGCUUUAUUUCUAGCUAGGGCUGAGUUUCAGUUUCACAGCUAAGUUGAAUCAACUGCAAGAAACUAUACAAAGCAGAUGUUCGUUUUGUCUCUCUUUGUACAGUUUGGAUGAUUUUUUGAACGACUGAGCUGAGACCCUGACAGCCAACGAAGAUGAGCAACCCAUUCAGAUUGGAGACGGACGACAGGACAGAUGAGAUGAGGGCAGAGGACAGAGCCAAAAAGAAGGCAGCAGGAAAAUGCCCAGGCAAGAGCAGAGGGCCUAUGGACACGGACUGCCUAGAUGACCACGAGACCCCCAUCCAAUGUCGAUAUAAUCUGAACUUCAAUAAAAAUAAACGAGGGAUAAAAGAAGAUCCGUCUCAGAGAGAGAAGGAGAGGUUUGAUAUUAAGAGGCUGUUUGAUGCCGUGGCCAGCGGUGACGUAUCUAAGCUAGAGGGCCUGAAGGAGUAUCUGAGCAAAACGAAUAAGAAACUCACAGACACUGAAUAUCGACACAAUGGUAAAACAGCUCUGCUGAAGGCUCUGUUAAAUCUGAGGAACGGAGAGAACGAUACAGUGGAACACUUGCUGAAAAUCCCAGAGAAAGAAGAAGAUCUGAAGGAGUUGGUGAACGCCCCGUACACAGACUGCUUCUAUAAAGGUCAGACUCCUCUACAUGUUGCGAUUGAGAGGAGGAGUAAGCACUUUGCUGAUCUGCUGAUCCAGAAAGGGGCUAACGUCCACGCUAAGGCCUGCGGGAGCUUCUUCCAGCCUCAUGGAGAAACAUGUUUCUACUUCGGAGAGCUUCCUCUGUCUCUGGCUGCCUGCACCAAUCAGAAGGAGAUAGUGGACCUGCUGAUGGAUAACCCGGUCAGUAAAGCAGACGUGAGGGAGAAGGACUCUCAGGGGAACACGGUGCUCCACGCUCUGGUGGCGGUGGCAGAUAACAGCCCCGAGAACACCGACUUCGUCAUCUGCAUGUACGACUACAUCCUCACCAAAGACGCUCACAUGAACCCUAAGAGGCAGAAGCUGGAGGACAUCCAGAACAACCAGGGACUCACCACCAUCAAACUGGCGGCCAAGACCGGGAAGAUAGGAUUGUUUGAACACAUUCUGCAUCGUGAGUUCCAGCAGGAGGAGUGCAGGCAUCUGUCCCGGAAGUUUACAGAGUGGGCAUACGGUCCUAUAUAUUCCUCUCUAUAUGACCUGGCCUCUGUGGACACCUACGAGAAAAACUCAGUGCUGGAGAUCGUUGUGUACGGCACAGAGAUACCGAAUCGUCUGGAGAUGCUCCAAGUUGAACCCCUUAAUAAACUGCUGGAAGACAAAUGGAACAGAUUUGCUCAUCGGAUAUUUUUAUUUAAUUUUAUUUGCUAUCUCAUCUACCUCUUCAUCUUCACAGCCAUCUGUAGUCACCAUAGAGAAGGACAGGCAUUUCUCCCUGAGAAAACCACCAGUGGCUACCUAUUCUUCACCGGUGAGAUCAUCACAUGUGCUGCAUCCGUGUAUUUCUUCAUUAAAGGGUUGAUGGACAUGAUGAGGAAACCACCCAGGAUGAAAACCCUGCUUAUAGACGGCUAUUCGGACCUGAAUUUUUUUUUCCAGGCGGUGUGUUUCCUGCUCUGCGUGGUGCUGUAUGCGUUUGACAGUAAGGCGUAUCUGGCGUUCCUGGUGGUGUGUCUGGCCUUCAGCUGGGUCAACCUCCUGUACUUCUCCAGAGGAUCUCGCCACAUGGGCAUCUACAGCGUGAUGAUCCAGAGGAUGAUCCUUAGCGACAUGCUGCGCUUCCUCUUCGUCUACAUCGUCUUCCUCGUCGGGUUUUCAGCAGCUGUAAAUACACUACUUAAGGAGUCUGACCUGGAGCCCGCCCCAACAUCUCCACCGACAUCUCCCCCAACGUCUUCUCCAAAAACCCACACGAACUGCAGCCGUGUAGGCGGACGCUCGCUGUUCACAGAUCCAGAUACAUCAGAGGGCUGCACAAAGCCCACCUAUAAAAACAUCUCCUUCACCACGCUGGAGCUGUUCAAGUUCACCAUCGGCAUGGGUGACCUGGAGUUCACGGAUCAGUACCAGUACCAGCACGUGUUCUACAUCCUGCUGAUAACCUACAUCAUACUGACGUACAUCCUUCUGCUCAACAUGCUGAUCGCCCUCAUGAGCAAGAGGGUGGAGAAGAUGUCCAAGGAGAGCACCAGCAUCUGGAGACUGCAGCGAGCCAUCACCACUCUGGAUCUGGAGAGAACUCUGUGUUGGUGUCUGAAGACUAAGCUGAGGUCAGGAGUGGAGAGAGAUCUGGGAAAAAGAGAGACAGACGUACGGCAGUGCCUCAGAGUGGAAGAAGUCAACUGGAACAAAUGGAGCCGUCACGUGGGCAUCAUCAGUGAAGACCCCGGUGACUUCAGCCGAGGCCCACCGUCUCCCACCAGACCUCAGAGAGGACAAACCUGGCGCGGGUUCCUGCGGGACUUCAGUCGACGGAGGCCCAUGACCCGCAUCUCUGAAGAUGAAGAACAGGAGAUGAAGCCUAUGGCAUAUACCUCCGUCUGAUGAAAGAGGAGUACUUUAAUUUAUGGGUGAGGAGCCAUGGUCAACCCUCCUCUAAAACUAAUGCUAACUAAUGCUAAUGGUACAUUUUUGUGAACAUUUUUAUGUUUAAGAGCUGUCAGUGUAAAGAACCUUUAAAAUGGUAAGAAAACACAUUUAUACUGACUUAUUUAUCCUUUAAAAUGUUCUUCAUACUCAUAUCUCUUUUACAAUAAUGAUUCUUUAAAUGUUACUUAAUAGUGUUGUAGUCAAGAUCGCUAGAGUCAUGACCAAGACAUAUUGAGUCUGAGUCAAGACCAAGACCUGGACAUAUUGAUUCAGAGUCAAGACUGGGACAUAACAAGUCUGAGUCUAGACCCAAACUAGGACAAAUCCAGUUCAAGUCAAGCCCAAAACUAAGACAUAUCGAGUCCGAUUCAAGACCAAAACUAAGACAUAUGCAGUCCAAGUCAAGAUCAAGACUAGGACAUAUGCACUCAGAGUCAAGACCAAGACUGAGACAUAUCAAGUCCGAGUCAAGAUCAAGACAAGGACAUGCAGAGUUCAAGUCAAGACCAAAACUAGGAAAUUUCCAGUCAGAAUCAAGUCCAAGACAACAACAUAUCCAGUCCGAGUUAACACCAAGAUUGGGACAUUUUGAGUCUAAGACAAGACCAAGACUAGGACAUAUCGUGUCAGAGUCAAAGCCCAGGCUGGCAUAUAAUGAGUCAAGACCAAGAACGGGAUAUAUCUAGUUCGAGUCAAGACCAAGACUGAGACAUAGCGAGCCUGAAUCAAGACCAAGACCAGGACAAACAGAGUUAAAAUUAAGACCAAAACUAGGAAAUAUCCAGUCCUAAUCAACAACAAGACUGGGACAUACAGAGUUUGAGUCAAGACCAUAACUAGGACACAUCUAUAGUUAAAACCAAGACUAAGUCUGAGUCAAGACCAGGACACAUUGACUCUGAGUCAAGACUAAGACUAUGACAUUUCCAGUCUGAGUUAAGACCAAGACAGGGACCUAUUGAGUCAAAGUUAAGACAAAUUCCAGGACAUGUUAAGUCUGAGUCAAGUCCAAGACUGGAUAUAUCCAAACUGAGUCAAGACUAAGACUGAGACUUGUUAAGUCUGAGUCAAGGACAUUUUGAGUCUGAGUCAAGACCGAGCCCAGGACAUAGCAAGUCCGAGUCAAGUCCAGGACUGCGACACAUCCAGUCCAACUCAAGACCAAUACCGGGACAUAUAGUCCUAGUGAGGUCCAAUACCUGGACAUGUUGAGUCUGAGACAAGAUUCAACACCAAAACCAGGACAUAUAGAGUCCAAGUCAAGACUAAGACCAGGACAUAUCCAGUGCAAGUUAAGACCAAGACCGGGAAACACUGAGUCUGAGUCUAGUCCAAGACCAGGACAUGUUGAGUCUGAGACACGACCAGGACUGGAUAUAUCCAAUCUGAUUCAACACCAAAACCGGGACAUAUAGAGUCCGAGUCAAGACCAAGACAGGGACCUAUUGAGUCAGAGUCAAGACAAAUCCCGGGACAUGUUAAGUCUGAGACAAGACCAGGACAUAUUCAGUCUGAGUCAAGUCCAAGACUGGAUAUAUCCAAACUGAGUCUGAGAUUUUGAGUCAAGUCUGAGUCAAGACCGGGGCAGUCCGAGUCAAGUCCAGGACUGCGACAUAUGGAGUCCAACUCAAGACCAAUAGCGGGACAUAUUAAGUCCUAGUGAGGUCCAAUACCUGGACAUGUUGAGUCUGAGACAAGAUUCAACACCAAAACCAGGACAUAUCCAGUGCAAGUCAAGACCAAGACCGGGAAACACUAAGUCCGAGUCUAGUCCAAGACCAGGACAUGUUGAGUCUGAGACAUGACCAGGACUGGAUAUAUCCAAUCUGAUUCAACACCAAAACCGGGACAUAUAGAGUCCGAGUCAAGACCAAGACAGGGACCUAUUGAGUCAAGACCAAUAAUGAAACUGCAAAUAUGAGACAAGAAUAAUGAGACAAGCCAAAUAUGGCUGAGACGAUUGAACUUGAAUACUACAACACUAUUAGUUAAAGAACCUUUACCAAACCACCUCAUUUUUUAGAUUUAAGAUCAUAGGGAUCUGCUGAAAGACUGUGCUGGGCUCUCCUGUAAAACUGUAAAACUGUAACAUACAUGGUAAAAUAUAUGUUUGUGUCCGUUUGAAAUUUAAGAUCAAAUAUGUAACGUAUUUUACAAGCUUUCUAUGUCUGUGUUUGAGCAAGAAGGGCCAAAAUCAUUGAUCUGAAUUUCCAUUAGCUUAGUGCUAACAUAGUAUUAGAAUCCCUUAAGAGGACUAGCAGAAAUGACCAUAAUCUCAAAUGUUUGCAGCCUAAAUGUAAAGCUUACAUCUACAUUUUUAAGACUGUAUAUAUAUAUUGUACUAACACGGUACUGACCCAGUGUCCACAUUUUCACUGUAAUACAGGUUCUCUGUGCUACUUCCAGCCCUGUAAAAAGUGACCUGACUGCAGUUUACGCUUUACUAAUGUUCUGCUGUAAUGUUGAGAAAGUUUAUCCCAUGACAGUGGGUUGUGUUGUGAAUGCUGUAUUAUGUUUUAUACACUUUGUACAGUUGUAAUUAAUAAAGUGAUUAUUAAAUGUGUUAAAAAUAAAA